GGGGCGCUCGCUGGCUGGGGGACGGUGGCCGCCGCCAUGAUGCUUGUUUGCUUUCAAUGAAAGCGAGGGGGGCGCGGAGAAGGAGGCGGCGGCGUCGGUGGCGGCGGCGUCGGCGGCGCGGAGGCGAAGGCGGCGGCGGGCACAGCGAGGAGGGCGAGGCCGGGGCCCAAGAGGGCAGGAGGGCGUAGUGGCGGCCGAUCGGGGCAGCUGAGACGGGCGGCUGAGGCGGUGGCGCUCGGAGGGGGAACAAAGAGCGGCGGCCGAGGCGGCGGCGGCGCUGCGGCAGCGGGCGGGACUGGUAUGGUGGUUCCACAGGUCAGACCCCGCUGCACUCACAGGGAGGAGGCGGCAGCGGCGGCGGAGGUCGGUGCACCCCGAGAGGUCAGUUCCUCUGGUUCUUAAUCAAAGUAAUGUUGCUGAUGGGUACUUCAUACUCCCUCACAUCAAGAGACACCUGGAUAGUCGCGAAGAUUGAUGAAGAAGGCAUGCCCAAAGAAAAAUACGAGUCCCCUGACCCUCGGAGGAUGUACACAAUUAUGUCCUCUGAGGAAGCAGCAAGUGGAAAGAAAUCACAUUGGGCAGAGCUUGAAAUAAGUGGAAGAGUAAGAAGCUUAAGCUCAUCUUUGUGGUCACUAACUCACCUGACAGCUUUGCAUCUGAGUGACAAUUUCCUGUCCCGCAUUCCUUCAGACAUUGCCAAGCUUCACAAUCUGGUGUAUCUGGACCUGUCCUCGAACCAGAUCCAGAGUUUACCGGCAGAACUCGGAAACAUGGUAUCACUCAGGGAACUCCAUUUAAAUAACAACCAGUUACGAGUUCUACCUUUUGAGCUGGGAAAACUGUUUCAGUUGCAGACUUUAGGCCUGAAAGGAAAUCCACUUACCCAGGAUAUAUUGAACCUCUAUCAGGAACCAGAUGGAACAAGAAGGCUACUGAACUAUUUGCUUGAUAAUUUGGCAGGUACUGCAAAAAGAAUUUCAACAGAACAGCCACCUCCAAGAUCUUGGAUUAUGUUACAAGAACCAGACAGAACAAGACCAACUGCCUUGUUUUCUGUCAUGUGCUAUAAUGUUCUUUGUGAUAAAUAUGCGACCCGGCAGUUAUACGGCUACUGUCCAUCAUGGGCACUAAAUUGGGACUACAGGAAAAAGGCCAUUAUUCAAGAAAUCUUGAGCUGCAAUGCUGAUAUCAUAAGUCUUCAGGAGGUUGAAACAGAACAGUAUUACAGUUUUUUUCUGGUAGAAUUGAAAGAACGUGGCUAUAAUGGAUUCUUUAGUCCUAAAUCUAGAGCUAGGACGAUGUCAGAGCAAGAAAGAAAGCAUGUUGAUGGCUGUGCAAUAUUCUUCAAGACAGAGAAAUUUACCUUGGUUCAGAAACACACUGUUGAAUUUAAUCAGCUAGCAAUGGCAAAUUCAGAAGGGUCUGAAGCUAUGCUGAACAGAGUCAUGACAAAAGAUAACAUUGGAGUUGCAGUCCUGCUGGAACUUCGAAAGGAAUUGAUUGAAAUGUCAUCUGGAAAGCCACAUCUUGGAACAGAGAAACAACUUAUUCUCGUGGCUAAUGCUCAUAUGCAUUGGGACCCUGAAUACUCUGAUGUGAAAUUGGUUCAAACAAUGAUGUUUCUCUCAGAAGUAAAGAACAUUAUUGAUAAAGCCUCACGGAGCCUCCAGUCCAGUGUACUGGGAGAAUUUGGAAAUAUUCCACUGGUGUUGUGUGCAGAUCUUAACUCUUUGCCAGACUCUGGUGUUGUAGAAUAUUUGAGCACUGGUGGAGUAGAAACAAAUCAUAAAGACUUUAAGGAACUGAGAUAUAAUGAAAGUCUUACAAACUUCAACUGUAAUGGUAAAAAUGGGACGACCAAUGGAAGGAUCACCCAUGGUUUCAAGUUAAAGAGUGCCUAUGAGAGCGGCCUGAUGCCUUAUACAAACUACACGUUUGAUUUCAAGGGUAUAAUUGACUACAUCUUCUACUCAAAGCCGCAGCUGAACACGUUAGGCAUCCUGGGCCCUCUGGACCACCAUUGGCUAGUGGAGAACAACAUCAGCGGCUGUCCACACCCUCUCAUCCCCUCCGACCACUUCUCACUUUUUGCACAACUGGAGCUCCUACUGCCUUUCCUGCCCCAGGUUAACGGCAUUCACCUUCCUGGCAGGAGGUAGUCAAGUACUUCAGAGGGCGACCUCAAUUUCACUUGUAAGCUCAUUUAAAAAAUCUGAAUACAGGGGAGUGAGGUAUGGCCACUAGGGGUUUUUUUCCUUAAUGAUGAUUUUUCAGUCUGAUUAUUUGAUAAGGAUAUGUAUGAAAGCCAGGUGCUAGCAACAAAUUCUGAGCCCAAUAUGCUUUAUAUACUGUUAGACAGGGAUCGGUGUGUUUGCACCUAUCUUUAAUUUGUUACAAGUAAUUUUCCUGUUUCUUCUAUCCAAUAUAAUAUUUUCAUGCCUUGAAAUAGGAAAAUGUUUGAACAGCAUAUUCUCUUUGCACAGAAAUCUGUAGCACUACUUUUUUGAGGCCAGUAAUAACAUCCAGAGACCAUUCUUCCAUACUUUACUCCCUCCUUUUUCAGACAUGUUUGUAAGAUAUAGAAUUUGAAUUUAGCCUUUAUGAUUGUAUAUGAUCCACAGAAGACCUGAUUUAUGAAAUUUUGUACUAAAAAAAUCAGAUUUGGAAAUGAUUGUAUUGUAAACUAAGGCUAAGUUUUUUUUUGUUUUUUUUUUUUACCUGUUCCAUGUGUUUGUUAGAAAGGCCAAGCUUGUAAAAGAAGUUGCAACAGACUUUCUCUGCUGAUGGUUUGCACUGUUCGGGUUUUGUUGGCCCUUUUGUACUACUUUAUUUUUAAAUUGAGAACUUUGCUUUUUAAAUCUGUUUUAAAGCUUAGGACGUGUUUUCGGACCAGAGGCAACUUAUCCAUGAAUUCCUGGGUUUUCACGGACAGAUGAGCUGAGCAGUGAAUAAUCUGUAACCAUUUAGGGACUGAAUGUAAUGGUUGAUGUAUGUACAUUCUGAUAUUUUUAAAUCUUUAACUUUUUUAAGUUAAAAAAUGACAGCUGCUUAGAUACAGCUUUUUAACUCCUUUUUGAGGCACCUCCUGCCCAAUCUCCACUGUGCCUGCCUGAGGUCGUUCUCACUAAGCACUGCCUGUGCAUCCAGAGAAAAUCUGUGCAUCCUCUUUUAUAGUUUUAAAAUACCGUCUAACAUUGGUGAGACUCUGCGAAGAUGCUUUUGUAUGAGCUGUGGCUUUUUUCCAUUGUUAAGCAUUGGCUAUUGAAUUGUUGGGAGGGUGGCCCCCGGGUCCUUGCUCACCAGACCCAAGCACUGCCUCUCCAUGUCACUGCACAGUGCUGUCACCCAGAAAACUACUAUCAUGUGAACUCUGUUUUCCAGAUAUUCCUUAGUCUCCAUGUCUCUUUUAAAAUCAUUCCUUUAAAAAAAAUUUAAAAAGUAAUUUUCCAUUUAUGAAGCAGUAUAAAUGAGAUGUAUUUUCAAAACAGGUCCCUAAGACAUUUUUCAGAUCAUUUUUAAAGUGACUAAGUCAUUUUAAUGUAUCGACCAAGAUAAAAGUUAUAUUGUACCCCGUGUAUUUUGCCCAUAGUCCCAUUAGUAGAGUAGAAAUUGAAGCCAGUGUUAACUUUGCAAAGUUAAUUCGUAUAUAUUCUAGGUCUCAUUCAUUCAUUCUUAUCUCAAAAAUCAAAUGAAUUCAGAGGGAAUUUGGUCCAACUGCUUUUGUUUCAACUGCAGGCAGGGGAGCAAAAGGACUCCAUGUGAGCAUUAAGAAAAAAGCUGUUGAGUGGUAAUUAACAAUUUUUAUACAGAGACUGAGUCAUUUUGGAUGAUGACUUAAAAUUUUAUGAGAAAUGUUUAGCACUUACAUGUGCUUAUUCUGUUUUUAAGAGAGAAUAAAAUUUACAUACUGUUUAAAUAAAUGAAUUUUUUUUUUCCUUUUAAAAAAAAUUCUCCAAAAGAUUUUGAUCUUGACUCUUUGUCUGGGACCUGGUUUCUCCUUUGAGGUUUUUUUUUGUGUGUUUUUUUUUUAAAGAUUUUGUUGUGAUGGAUUUUUAUUUUUUGCUUUUUGUUUAAGUUGUGCUGACACCAAACACGUCCAGUUUAUAAUCAGUACAUUGGAAAGCUGGCAUUAUUGAUGUAGAACGAAUGCAUAACUUUUUAUGGGGUUUUUGUUUUAUUAUUUUUUUUGUAACGUGUGAAUAAAAGGUGUGUUUACUCAUUUUUCCUAAACACUGUUGGUGAUGUGCAUCAUGACAAUUUCUAGCGAGAAUGAGCUGGAGCUGGUUGGACUGAUGAGACAAGGGGACUACUUUUCCUCUGAUCUGCAUUAUGUGAUAAUAACAGGUCCAGGGAGCUUCAUCGAGGGGGGAGGACAGCACUUACUUGUUUGUGUUUGUUAAUGGACGAUGUAUUCUCAUAGAUGCUGGAACUAGAGUGCACUUGUUAGAUGCUAAAGGUUUGAGCUUUACAGAAAAUGUUUUCAUUUGUAUUUGUUACUGUCUGCAAUAUUUUCGAGCGUGGGGGCAAGAUAGUAAGAUAUAAUGGCCUGUUAUGUCUUGAAAAUAUUUGUUCUUGCCUCUUUUCGGAAUACUGCCUUUUGUGGGUCAGUUUGAACAGCUUCUCCACCUUCCUGAGAUAGAGAUAUAUUGAACCCAGAGUGCAGCUUGACAACUAAAACCUUCAAAGGAAAGAAAUCAUUUGGAUCUAUAGGAAAUAAACGGUCACACCAAAUAGACUGUGAUACUUUUGUUAAGCAAGAUUUUGGGUUUUAAAUAUUCCUGUGUCCUGAAUAAUUUCCAAUAAUCCAUACUCCCUACAUGCAAUAAAAACUAGUAUGUUUUCACAGAAUAGAUUUUUUUUCAAAAGUUCUGUAACAAAUACAUUUAAUGUGGUGGUGCCAUAAUGUAAUUUCAGUGUUCUUGCUGGGUAAAUCCAUCUUAUGAAUAUUUUAUAGAAAAUUUGGUGUAUGUUUUCUGUUUUAAUGAUCAGAAAUUUGGAGGCACUCGAUUCUUUAUUGUAAAUCUCUUGAAGUACAGUUUACUGUACUAGUGGUAAUUAUUUAUGCCUUGAGAAUUUAAAUUAUGUUCAUCAAAAUUAAUUUAUGGCAUAAUUUAAACUAAAGUUGUAGAUAUAAAACAUUGAUUGCAACUUUAAUUGUCCUCAAAGAUAGGCAGGGAACAUCUCCAAGGAAUGCGUUUUUAUUUUUACCUGCUUUGGUGACAGCCAGGAAAACUUAUUUGGAGUUAGCACUUUGAAAGCUAAGGAUAUUGUUAAACUGAGUGGAAUGCACUUCUAAAUGUUGACAUUGAAUUUUCACAGCUCUUCUAAAUUCAGGUUUUCAAUAAUAAAUGCCAGUUUUAGUAUUCCAUUUUUUGCUAUUUAAACUCAUGGCAUUUGUCUCCAUAGUGACUUUUAAGGUUUGAGGGUCAUGUCGUAUUAGGACAAAGCCAACCUCGGCAGUACAAUUCCAGCCGUUUGUUCUUUUGAGGAACCAAUCAGAAUACCCAGUACAAAUGCUGCAGAUAAUUCAAAGACACCCUUAGCAAGUGUUUCUCCCCCACUCCUAAACAGUAUUUCAGGAUGUUCACUUUGUUCUUCUCUUUGGUUACAUAAAUUUUAAUAACUGAUAUGUUGAAGUUGUAUCUAAAAUAGAGCAUUUUGUUUUUCUUCACAGUACAUUAUGUUGUGUAAUGCACUGGACUAACUUGUUUACCGUUCAUGUAACAAAACCCAGCACAUGAUCUGCACUAAGCUCAGAGAAUGUCGCGUUUGCCUAGGCAGCUCUUUGAUAAGGGUAACGGGAAACUGAACAUGUACCUAUGGACUGGAGGUGACAAGGGCUUUUACUGUUCUUUUCAGUGGAACCUUCUCGGUCAAAUUGUAACUAGCUAGUAUUAUAUUUAUAUACAGGGUCUCUUUUCUUUACCGAUGUAUUUUCCUACUCAUAGCCAACCAAUAAAUUCAAUAUCUGUUUCAAAUA
Hipposideros armiger (great roundleaf bat) is the source of this 5980-nucleotide messenger RNA. RefSeq names its product CCR4-NOT transcription complex subunit 6 (gene CNOT6). The record is from RefSeq and is a predicted model, not a curated record. Gene Ontology annotation, molecular function: protein binding; poly(A)-specific ribonuclease activity. NCBI's taxonomy places the organism in Eukaryota, Metazoa, Chordata, Mammalia, Chiroptera, Hipposideridae. The transcript is spliced from 13 exons. Bases 411 to 2159 code for a protein of 582 amino acids.